Molecule: messenger RNA, 5029 nt
Organism: Gymnodraco acuticeps
Lineage: Eukaryota; Metazoa; Chordata; Actinopteri; Perciformes; Bathydraconidae
Product: xenotropic and polytropic retrovirus receptor 1 homolog
Exons: 14
Coding region: 1-1977 (658 amino acids)
Biological process (GO): phosphate ion transport; cellular response to phosphate starvation
Cellular component (GO): cytoplasm; plasma membrane; Golgi apparatus
Molecular function (GO): inositol hexakisphosphate binding
Source: RefSeq, a predicted model, not a curated record
AUGUAUAAAAUCACAGAUGAAGACGCGGUGAAGAGAUACUACGCUAAGUUUGAGGAGCGUUUCUUCCAGACCUGCGAGAAGGAGCUGCUGAAAAUCAACACCUUCUACUCGGAGAAGCUAGCCGAGGCUCAGCGUCGCUCGGCCACGCUGCAGAAUGAGCUGCAGUCGUCUCUGGACGCUCAGCGCGAGAGCAACGCUCCGCCCGGCCUGCGGAGACGUAAGACCAUGUUCCACCUGUCCCAGGAGGAGCGCUGCAAACACCACAACAUCAAGGACCUGAAGCUGGCAUUCAGCGAGUUCUACCUCAGCCUCAUCCUGCUGCAGAACUACCAGAACCUGAACUUCACGGGUUUCCGUAAGAUCCUGAAGAAGCACGAUAAGAUCCUGGACACCCCCCGCGGGGCCGACUGGCGCGUGGCUCAUGUGGAGGUGGCUCCUUUCUACACCUGCAAGAAGAUCACUCAUCUCAUCUCAGAGACAGAGACUAUCGUGACCACAGAGCUGGAGGGAGGAGACCGUCAGAAGGCCAUGAAGAGGCUCAGAGUUCCUCCUCUGGGGGCGGCUCAGCCCACUCUGGCCUGGACCACCUUUCGUGUUGGACUCUACUGCGGCUUCUUCAUCAUCCUCGCCAUCGCCUUCAUUCUCUCUGGUGCUGUGUUCGUACGCUUUGAGAACAUUUGGCCUCUGGUGCGUAUCUACCGCGGCGGCUUCCUGUUGAUCCAGUUCCUCUUCCUGUUGGGCAUCAACACUUACGGAUGGCGGCAGGCCGGAGUCAACCACGUGCUCAUCUUCGAGAUCAACCCCCGAAACAACCUCUCACACCAGCACCUGUUCGAGAUUGCGGGUUUCCUGGGAGUGUUGUGGUGCCUCAGCAUCCUCUCCUGCCUCUACUCGGACUACACUUACCUCCCCAUGCAGAUCAACCCGCUCAUCCUCUACGGCUUCAUGCUGCUCUUCCUCAUCAACCCCUUCAAGACCGGAUACUACAAGUCUCGCUUCUGGCUCCUCAAGCUGCUGUUCCGCGUGUUCACGGCUCCGUUCCACCGGGUGGAGUUUGCAGACUUCUGGCUGGCCGACCAGCUGAACUCUCUGGUGUUCGUCCUGAUGGACCUGGAGUAUCUCGUCUGCUACUACAUCUUCGAGCUGCAGUGGAGCAACAGCAGAGGGCUGCUGCCCCGCGACCAGGACUCUGGAGGUCAUGUGUGCCACAGCUACUCGUACGGGCUGCGCGCCGUCAUCCAGUGCCUGCCCGCCUGGUUCCGCUUCGUCCAGUGUUUGAGGCGCUACCGAGACACAAAGAGGGCGUUCCCCCACCUGGUGAACGCUGGGAAAUAUUCCACCACCUUCUUCGUCGUCACCUUCGCCGCGCUGUACGCCACGCACAGAGAGCAGGGCCACACGGACGCUGACAUGUUCUUCUACCUGCUGAUCGUGUUCUCCAGCAUCAGCUCGCUCUACACUCUGAUCUGGGAUCUGCGGAUGGACUGGGGUCUGUUCGACCGCGGGGCCGGAGAGAACACCUUCCUGAGGGAGGAGAUCGUUUACCCUCACAAGGCGUACUACUACUGUGCGAUAAUCGAAGAUGUGAUUCUGCGUUUCGCCUGGACGAUCCAGAUCUCCCUCUCCACGACCACCAAGAUCCACUCUGUGGGAGACAUCGUUUCCACCGUGCUCGCCCCCAUGGAGGUCUUCAGGCGCUUCGUGUGGAACUUCUUCCGGCUGGAGAACGAACACCUGAAUAACUGCGGUGAGUUCAGGGCCGUCAGGGACAUCUCGGUGGCUCCUCUGAACGCAGACGACCAGACGCUGCUGGAGCAGAUGAUGGACUCUGAGGAGGGCGUCCGCAACCGCUCCGGGAAGAAGACGUGGAAGAGGUCGUACAGCCUGUCGCUGCGGCGCCCCCUGCUGGGCACAUCACUAUCAAAAAAGGACACAAAGGUGCUAAUCGAAGAUACGGAUGAUGAGGCCUUCAGCUGAGUCAACACUACACACACACACACACACACACACACACACACACACACACACACACACACACACACACACACACACACACACACACACACACACACACACACACACACACACACACUUUAAAGUAGAAACACAUGAAAAUAAACCUGCUGAAGCACAAACACGGUGUAAUAGCUACAGACGGACAGAAGGGAAACACACACUGCCUGGGAUUGGGUUUUUAAAGGAAUUGUUAUUACGUUAAUUUUGAGAUAUUUGUAUUUCUUUAGGUUUUUCCUUUUCUUUUCCUGAAGCUGAAAGACGACUGUUUACACGCCUUUUUUCUAACGACACUAGGAUCAACAGGGAGAAGUCAAGCCAAUCAAAACACUGGAUAUUAACCUCUAAACACCCGAGGAAGAACUACAGCAUAUCAAAACCAAUCAACUGCUUUCAGCGUGUUGAUUCUUUUAUACUCCAUCUUUGUUUCUUCUUGAGUUUUAACCUCAGAGUAUAAUCACACCCUGCAGGAAAGGUUUAUUUAAUACACGAACAAACAACAACUUGUACACAAACGGUUGCUUCAAACAUGUCUGAGAAGUUGCUUUGUAAUAUAUUUAAUACAUUUUAACAUGCAUUAUUACUCUGUUGUUCUUGUGUUGUUUGUACUAGAGAGACUUGUGCAGAGCGUCCAUACGAUGAUUGUCGAUGUGUUUUUUAAACUUCUGAAUGUUUUUCUCCGCCACGUUUUUAAUAAGCUCAUAGUUAGACCUCAGAUUGAAGCGACCUGUGAAUCAUCUUAAAGUGCCCGUUAGCUUUUACUUUGCAUUAACUACCAAAGCUUUAUUUUUAUGAAUGUGUCCAUGCAGACUGUACACGCUCGUUUAUGAUUGUUGUUUUUACUAAUGUUCGCAGCUGUGUCGUUGGAAAUCCCAGUAAUAUGAGGAGAAAUGUGUCAAAUAUUAUGUGAUUUAAUGCUUUAAAUGUUUAGUUUAAUUGUUAACAUGCCAAUGGUUCACACAUUUGGAGCGCUUUUAUUGAAUUAUUCUGAUUAAUUAAGGUUUAAAUAGCCGACCAAAGCAAGCUAGCUUUGUUAGCAUUAGCUAUCAAGGCUAGCUAGCAUAAGUUAGCUAGCCUUGUUAGCAAUUACAUUGAAAUUGGCCUAUUUUAUCCCUAAUUUCCCCAAAAUGAAUCUUCAAAGUGUGACAUGACAGAAAAUAGCCAUUUAUAUAUUAAGACUGUAGUGUGUGUUGCCAGAAUGGGCUACUUUUUAUUUAAUUAUACGUAUUAAAAAAACGUAUUUGGGAAGCUAAUGCUAAUUACGGCUAAUUUGUGUAGCACAUGGGUGGCUCCAACAAAACGUACCUCUAACAGUGUUUCUCAAACUUUUUCAUACCAAGGACCACUUAACCAAUAAAAAAACACUCGAGGACCACCUAACUCCACAAAUAUCCAAAAACACAUCGUUUUUUACAAAUCGCCUGAAAAUUGUACAAACAAGUGGCAACAUGUGUGAUGAAGGUGUUUAUCUGGGCUAUAUCAUGCAAUCGAAAGUGAAACUUAAACUCGCUCCAUUGCGGAGAUAUUCCCGCGAGAGUGCGGAAAACUUUAAUUAAUUAAUUAAUAAAAAAUGUGAAAUUUUAUUCGAUUUUAAACAAAAUGCACAUGCACAAUAUUCCCAGCCAAUAUUUGAAACAAAACAAUGUGGUUAAUAUUUUGAGGAUUUGGCAACUUUGAGGGUCUUUUUCAAUACAUGCGGUCGGUUGCAAUCCAAUCUCUCUUUAACAGUAAAAUAUGUAUAAACUGUGACACGUUUUCACCACAUCUUGUUGUUUGUCGCUAAUGUUCACUCAUGUUAGCACUUUUAAACUAUUUUAAGUGUUGUUAAAUGUUAGAUUAAAGAUAAGGAACCAGGAGAAACGUGCUGUACAUCUGAUAUCCAUUAUAAGCCCUAUAAGUUAUUUUUAAACCAGCUGCUCAAACGUAAAGAGCUGUUUCUUAUCAUUUCAAAGUGUUGUCCUGCUAUCUGGCUAAAGAUGCUAAUUUAAAUGCUGUUUGACUUCCUGUUUGACCCCCCCCCCCCCCAGCUGCAGCACGACAAUACUUCUGUUUGUAGAAAACUGAACAGCUUCUGUGUGCAAAGAGCCAGAAAAAUGUAAAAAAUGUAGAAGGGUAGCUUCCUGCGUCAUUAUAACACACUGCACACACACACACACACACACACACACACACACACACACACACACACACACACACACACACACACACACACAGCAGAUAGUUUUGUACAAAGGCUGUUGUCUUGCCUGCAUGCUGCUUUAGUUCCCCAUUGUACAUAGUUCUUAAUUUAUUACAUGUAUAUUAGCGAUCAUUGUGGCCACCGUGACAAUGGUUGAUUUCAUACUUCGAGACAAGCAGUAUUUUUUAAGGUGAACGAGGUUUUUCUGUUUUUGAUCCUGCACUCAUGUGGAAAUCUGUUGACAAUGUGUUUGUAUAAAAAAAAAAAAAGAUCCAUGGAGAAGUGGAGACUGUGAUUGGUUGUUUUUCUCGUUGUCUUUUUUCAAAGCUUUUACGUCCAGGAGGAGCUGUGAUACUGUGUGUACAUCUGUGAAUGUGCAUGAAAAAAAUAUACUGUGUUGUAAAAGCAGAAGCACUUUGACCCACAUCAUGCCGUCAACUCCAAAAAACCUGCCUGGAUUUUAUCUGAAGCAUUUCUAAAGGUGCUUCUCUGUAAAACAAAGUGUGUGUAGCCCUGUGACUAAACUAAAACAGGGUUAUUUUGUACAGUUGUUCCCCCUUUAUGAUGUUAAAGUGCUCGAUGUUUCCUCUCUCGAUGUUGUUUCUCUAAUCCAGUAAUGAUAGUACUGUAGUUUGGUAGGCUGUACUUUGAUAAGACAGAUAUUAGAUAAAUACAUCGUGGCUAAAUGUGAUUUUAAAGAGUCAGUUUUUCCAGUUUGUACAUGUUGCGUGUAAAACUCCGUCCUGCGAUGGUUCUGAUGGUAUUUGUAUUUCUGUAAACACUUUGGUGAUCCUGUCAUAUCUGGGUUUUAUAAACCACGGUUAUUUUUAAAACUCG